Gongylonema pulchrum is the source of this 501-nucleotide messenger RNA. The record is from the annotation of a GenBank genome assembly. NCBI's taxonomy places the organism in Eukaryota, Metazoa, Nematoda, Chromadorea, Rhabditida, Gongylonematidae.
AUGCAUUAUGUGCAUUAUCAAGAAUUUGCAGAACAGGAUCGCGCCGCACACUUGAAACGCCCAAACGUGGAAACUGUUUUACGCGGGAAACGGCAUAUUUCCACAAAGCAUGAAGCUCAUCCCACUGCACAAAGCCGUGGACAUCCUGCGAUGAAACCGAUAAAGCCGGAGCGAUCAUCUGAAGGAGCUGUGUGUAAAUAUGCAGUGCUUGCUUCAAGUCAGAUGUUGCAAACAUCAUAUAAGGCUAAUCCAACGACACUGUCAGUUAAUAAAACGCCGAUACGGAUCCCACCGGAGACAGCAGUACCGAGAGUUGCGCUUACUCCAAAAGUUUUUCCCUCACAGGUAACAAAUGCAGGGAAAAACGAAAUGAUCCGUAUGAUGGAAAAACGGGUGAACGCUGUAAUAAAGAAUAAGGAAGAGCUGAUGAGGGAGAAAGCCGAUCGUGCCAGAAGGUCAGUCGAAAUAGCUGUUUUUUCCGCUGGCCCACUUGUAUUAUGA